Molecule: messenger RNA, 5326 nt
Organism: Centruroides sculpturatus (bark scorpion)
Lineage: Eukaryota; Metazoa; Arthropoda; Arachnida; Scorpiones; Buthidae
Product: multidrug resistance-associated protein 4-like
Exons: 40
Coding region: 413-5326 (1637 amino acids)
Biological process (GO): transmembrane transport
Cellular component (GO): membrane
Molecular function (GO): ATP binding; ABC-type transporter activity; ATP hydrolysis activity
Source: RefSeq, a predicted model, not a curated record
GGAUCGUGGGCAGACUAGACAUCCAUACGAUUCUGCCAGUGUCUUUUCUCGAUUUUCGUUCAAAUGGCUGUUCCCAUUAUUGAUCAAAGGAAGAAAGGAAUUUUUAAAAGAUGAUGAUUUAUAUGAAACUUCCCAGUAUCAUUCCUCAGAAUAUCUUGGGAAUUUACUUCAAAAAGAGUGGAAUAAGGAAGUAAAAAAGAAUAACCCAAGCAUUGUUAAAGCAUUGUUACGAUUUAUAGGAUGGAAGUAUUUAAUAGUUGUAUUCCUUGCUCUGAUUCAGGAAACUGUAGUAUUUACAAGUCAAGCAUACAUUUUGGGUAUUAUAAUAAAUUAUUAUGACAAUAGAUCAGAAUGGAAUGAACUAAAUGUAUAUUUAUCGUGUGCUGUAUUCUUUGGCCUAAUUAUAAUCUAUAUGGUAACAUAUAAUAUCGAUUAUUUUAUAAUGGAAUUAUUAGGCAUGAAGUUAAAGAUAUCUUUAUGCACUCUUAUAUACAGAAAGGCAAUUAAUUUAAGUUCUUCAUCUCUGGCAAAGUCCAAUGUAGGACAAAUGGUGAAUCUCCUUGCAAAUGAUGUCAGCAAGUUUAACAAUAAUCUCUUCACUGUGUUAUAUUUAUUUACAAAUCCAUUUUUAAUUAUCAUUACCACAAUCGUUUUGUGGACGUAUUACGGAUGGGCCAUUAUAGUUGGAAUAUCGAUUAUACUUAUUUUUAUUCCAAUGAAAAUAUUGCUUGGAAAAUUAUAUUCAAAACUGAGAUUACAAGCAGCCAUAUUGGGAGACGAAAGGUUAAAUCUGUUGAAUGAAAUGCUUGCUGGUAUGAGAUUAGUUAAAAUGUACACUUGGGAAUUGCCGUUUGCUGCAUUAAUAGAAAAAAUAAGAGCGAAGGAAAUAAAAACGAUUCGGAAAUUCCUAUAUGCUCGCGGAAUAUUGUUAACAUUAGGAUUUCCUUUAUCAAGAUUAUAUUCAUGCCUUAUUUUCCUUGUGUUUUUUCUAUUCGGUGGCCAACUGAAUGCUCAAAUUGUUUUCGUCACUACGACAUUUUCUAUAAUCAUUUACUUCAGCGUCAUUUCACUAUUUUCCUUCGCUGUUAAUCUUGCGGCAGAAAUUUUUAUAUCUUUGAAAAGGCUUCAGCAUUUUCUCCUGCUUCAAGAAAAAGACAACAGUUCAGUUAAUGUAAUAAAAGAAAGGUUAAUGCUAACAAAAUGUGGAAUAUGGAUGGAAAACGUCAAAGCUGCGUGGAAUAAAGAUAUUGAACCAACAUUGGAUGAUAUAUCAUUAAGUAUAAAACCUGGAGAAUUGUUAACUAUUAUAGGUUCUGUUGGAUCAGGAAAGACUUCUUUACUAAUGUCAAUAUUGAGAGAAAUUCCGAUUAUUUCUGGAAGAGUAUCAGUGAAAGGAAAAGUUUCUUAUGCUUCACAAGAAGCCUGGAUAUUUAACGGAACUAUAAGAGAAAAUAUCUUAUUUGGAGAAGAAUAUCAAAAAAAGAAAUAUAGUGACAUUUUAAAAAUAACAGCCCUUGAGAAGGAUAUAAGUUUAUUUCCAGAAGAAGAUUUGACAGUUGUAGGUGAAAGAGGAGUGAUGAUGAGCGGUGGUCAGAAAGCAAGAAUUAAUCUUGCAAGAGCAUUAUACGUAGAUGCAGAUAUAUUCCUCCUUGAUGAUCCGUUAAGUGCUGUUGAUGCUCCAGUAGCGAAACACUUAUUCGUAAAAUGUAUAAAAGAAUAUUUAAAAGAAAAAGUUUGCAUUCUCGUUACACAUCAAAUACAAUUUCUAAAUUCUACAACUAAAAUUUUAGUGUUAAAUAAGGGAAAAUGUGAAUUCUUUGGCAAUCGUAAUGAAAUGAAAUGUUGUGAAUGCUAUGCAGAAGAUUCACGAGAAAAUGAAAUUGUUAAAAGUAGCAUGGAAUUGUCGACCGUAUGUUUCAACGACAAAAAAAUACCUAACAUUAAACAAGUUGACGUGCUUCAAGAUGUCGAAAUUAAUAAUAAUGUAAAUACCAAUCACAAGCAAUUACAAGAAGAUAAAAGACAUGGAGUUGUAGGAUUAUCUGUUUAUAAAGCAUAUGUUAAUGCUGGAGCUGUUUGUGCAACAUUUGUUAUGACAUUAGUUUCUGCAUCAUUGUUUUACGAAAUGUUCAUGGCAGCAUCUAUAAAGCUUCACAAUAAUAUGUUUCGUUGUAUUAUUCGUACUCCAAUAUCGUUCCUGGAUAGCAAUCCUGUUGUUUAUAUGUAUAUUAUUUUAAUAACUUUGUACUUUUUUAAGGAUAUUGAACCAACAUUGGAUGAUAUAUCAUUAAGUAUAAAACCUGGAGAAUUGUUAACUAUUAUAGGUUCUGUUGGAUCAGGAAAGACUUCUUUACUAAUGUCAAUAUUGAGAGAAAUUCCGAUUAUUUCUGGAAGAGUAUCAGUGAAAGGAAAAGUUUCUUAUGCUUCACAAGAAGCCUGGAUAUUUAACGGAACUAUAAGAGAAAAUAUCUUAUUUGGAGAAGAAUAUCAAAAAAAGAAAUAUAGUGACAUUUUAAAAAUAACAGCCCUUGAGAAGGAUAUAAGUUUAUUUCCAGAAGAAGAUUUGACAGUUGUAGGUGAAAGAGGAGUGAUGAUGAGCGGUGGUCAGAAAGCAAGAAUUAAUCUUGCAAGAGCAUUAUACGUAGAUGCAGAUAUAUUCCUCCUUGAUGAUCCGUUAAGUGCUGUUGAUGCUCCAGUAGCGAAACACUUAUUCGUAAAAUGUAUAAAAGAAUAUUUAAAAGAAAAAGUUUGCAUUCUCGUUACACAUCAAAUACAAUUUCUAAAUUCUACAACUAAAAUUUUAGUGUUAAAUAAGGGAAAAUGUGAAUUCUUUGGCAAUCGUAAUGAAAUGAAAUGUUGUGAAUGCUAUGCAGAAGAUUCACGAGAAAAUGAAAUUGUUAAAAGUAGCAUGGAAUUGUCGACCGUAUGUUUCAACGACAAAAAAAUACCUAACAUUAAACAAGUUGACGUGCUUCAAGAUGUCGAAAUUAAUAAUAAUGUAGUAUAUUUUGUCAUUAUCGGCAGAAGUCCCGUAUUUUCUCAUCUGAGUGUGUCUCUAUAUGGACUGACAACAAUCAGAGCACUUAAUGCAGAAAAUAAAUUCAAGUCAACAUUCAAUAAAUAUCAAGAUAAACACACAGCAACAUGGUUUAUUUACGUGGCUUUAAAUCGAUGGAAUUGCGCAUACAGUCAUUUCUUCUGUCUUCUAAAUCUUUUUAUUUCUUUUGUCGUUUUGACUGUUUCGAUGAAUGAAGAUGAUGCAGGAAGUAAAAUUGGUCUUGUUGUCAAUUACGGAUUAAUGGUAUUCUUACUUUUUCAAUGGAGUAUUAAGCAUUCGUCUGAAAUUGACUAUAUGACGAAUUCUGUUACCCGUAUACUGAAUUAUAGUAACUUAAAACCGGAAGCAGCGUACGAAAGUUCUCCCGAAAUACAACCUCCUGCUGAUUGGCCUCAGAAAGGAAAUAUUGAAUUUAAGAAUAUAGGAAUUGUUGGAAGAACAGGAGCUGGAAAGAGUUCUAUCAUUUCUGCGUUAUUUCGUAUGACAGAACCUAACGGAAACAUUAUCAUUGACGGAGUUGUUACUCAAGACAUCGGUCUGAGAGAUCUACGUAGUAAAAUAUCGAUUAUUCCUCAAGAUCCAAUACUAUUUACUGGUCCUCUUCGCAGAAACAUCGAUCCUUUUAAUGAGUAUUCCGAAGACAUAUUGUGGCAAGCCAUUGAAGAGGUGGAAUUAAAAGAUGUAAUAAGAAAAUUGCCUGGAGGAUUGGAUGCACAUCUAUCAGAAGGAGGACGAAAUUUUAGCAUUGGACAAAGGCAAUUAAUCUGUUUAGCCAGAGCAAUUCUUCGUCAAAAUAAAAUUCUUAAUACCAAUCACAAGCAAUUACAAGAAGAUAAAAGACAUGGAGUUGUAGGAUUAUCUGUUUAUAAAGCAUAUGUUAAUGCUGGAGCUGUUUGUGCAACAUUUGUUAUGACAUUAGUUUCUGCAUCAUUGUUUUACGAAAUGUUCAUGGCAGCAUCUAUAAAGCUUCACAAUAAUAUGUUUCGAUGUAUUAUUCGUACUCCAAUAUCGUUCCUGGAUAGCAAUCCUGUUGGCAGAAGUCCCGUAUUUUCUCAUCUGAGUGUGUCUCUAUAUGGACUGACAACAAUCAGAGCACUUAAUGCAGAAAAUAAAUUCAAGUCAACAUUCAAUAAAUAUCAAGAUAAACACACAGCAACAUGGUUUAUUUACGUGGCUUUAAAUCGAUGGAAUUGCGCAUACAGUCAUUUCUUCUGUCUUCUAAAUCUUUUUAUUUCUUUUGUCGUUUUGACUGUUUCGAUGAAUGAAGAUGAUGCAGGAAGUAAAAUUGGUCUUGUUGUCAAUUACGGAUUAAUGGUAUUCUUACUUUUUCAAUGGAGUAUUAAGCAUUCGUCUGAAAUUGACUAUAUGACGAAUUCUGUUACCCGUAUACUGAAUUAUAGUAACUUAAAACCGGAAGCAGCGUACGAAAGUUCUCCCGAAAUACAACCUCCUGCUGAUUGGCCUCAGAAAGGAAAUAUUGAAUUUAAGAAUGUUUCUUUACAAUAUUCAAAUUGCAAAAAUACUGUACUAAAUAAUUUAUCAUUUCGUAUCAAGUCGGGAGAAAAGAUAGGAAUUGUUGGAAGAACAGGAGCUGGAAAGAGUUCUAUCAUUUCUGCGUUAUUUCGUAUGACAGAACCUAACGGAAACAUUAUCAUUGACGGAGUUGUUACUCAAGACAUCGGUCUGAGAGAUCUACGUAGUAAAAUAUCGAUUAUUCCUCAAGAUCCAAUACUAUUUACUGGUCCUCUUCGCAGAAACAUCGAUCCUUUUAAUGAGUAUUCCGAAGACAUAUUGUGGCAAGCCAUUGAAGAGGUGGAAUUAAAAGAUGUAAUAAGAAAAUUGCCUGGAGGAUUGGAUGCACAUCUAUCAGAAGGAGGACGAAAUUUUAGCAUUGGACAAAGGCAAUUAAUCUGUUUAGCCAGAGCAAUUCUUCGUCAAAAUAAAAUUCUUGUAAUGGAUGAAGCAACUUCUAAUAUUGAUAAUACCACUGAUUCUCGUAUACAGAAAAUAGUUCGAGAAAAAUUACAGUCCUCUACAGUAUUAACAAUAGCACAUCGAUUACAUACAAUUAUCGAUUCGGACAGAGUGCUGGUUCUAGACAAAGGAAAAAUUCAAGAAUUUGACAUGCCAUAUAAAUUGUUAGAGAAUAAAGAAGGAACUUUUUAUAAUCUCGUAAAAAAUACAGGAAACACAUCAAUGAAACAGUUAAACAACGCAGCUAAAGAUAAAUAUUAUUGCAGAGAAAUUACAGAAUCAACGAAGUUAUAA